AGUUUGUGCUCGAGGUGGGGCGCUUUGCCAACAUCGCUGUACGUGGAACCGCCAACAGACUGCUGCCAUGGGCGAGCCGGCAACCAAGAAGGCCAAAACCGAGCGUAUCUUCUUGUUCUCGUCUGAGUCGGUGAACGAGGGCCACCCGGACAAGCUCUGCGACCAGGUCUCCGAUGCCGUGUUGGACUGCUGUCUGACGGGGGAUCCUAAGAGCAAGGUCGCCUGCGAGACCGCCACCAAGGACAACAUGGUCAUGGUUGCGGGCGAGAUCACCACCCAGACGGCGAUCGAUUACGAGAAGGUCGUCCGCGGGGUAGUGAAGAAAAUCGGCUUCGACACCUACGUUGAUGACCUGUCCAGCGUGGACAGCAAGGGGCUGAGCGACACCACGUGCGAGGUCCUGGUGCGCAUCAACAAGCAGAGCCCCGAUAUCGCGGGCGGCGUGCACGUCGGCAAGGACGACAUGGACGUCGGCGCGGGCGACCAGGGCAUCAUGUUUGGCUACGCCACCGACGAGACGGAGGAUUGCAUGCCGCUCACCCACUCAGUAGCGACCAAGCUCGGAAAGAAGCUCACGGACGUGCGCAAGGACGGCUCACUCUGGUGGCUGCGCCCAGAUGGCAAGACGCAGGUCACCAUCGAGUACCUGCAGAAGGCAGACGGCUCUGUGGAGCCCCAGAAGUUCCACACGAUCGUCAUUUCCACGCAGCACGCUGAGCCCCUGAAGGCCACGCGGACCAAGGAGUGCGCCGGCUACACGGGCGCAGAGAUGACUGCACCCAGCAUGGAGGCCAUGAACAAGGAGAUCGUCGAGAAGGUGAUCAAGAGUACCCUCUCAGAGAUCAAGCUCAAGAACGGUAAACCGGCGCUCACCCUUUUCGGAGACCAUACUCACUUGCACAUCAACCCGUCUGGCAAGUUCAUCAUCGGAGGCCCCCAGGGCGACGCAGGCCUCACAGGCCGCAAGAUCAUCAUCGACACCUAUGGAGGCUGGGGCGCCCACGGCGGUGGCGCCUUUUCCGGCAAGGACCCAACCAAGGUUGACCGCUCGGCGGCGUACAUUUGCCGGCAGAUGGCCAAGUCUGUGGUGAAGAGCGGCCUUUGCAAGCGCGCGCUGGUGCAGCUGUCCUACGCCAUCGGCGUCGCGAAGCCGCUGUCGCUGUUUCUGGAGACCUACGGUACCGAGCAGGGCAAGCUGUCGGCCGAGGACAUCACCAAUGUGCUUAAGAUCGAGUUCGACUGCCGCCCUGGCGCCAUCGCGGUGACGCUGGCUCUCCGCGAGCCUAAGUAUCAAGAGACGGCGGCCUACUGCCACUUCGGCCGUGAGCCUUACACCAAGGACGGCAAGAAGUUCUUCGAGUGGGAGAACGCCAAGGACGUCAAGAAGUACGCAUCGAUGGAUUCGGCGCAGGUCGCGGCGGCACUGAAGGCGAGCAACUACCUGACCAAGUGGGUUGACUGAGUGAGUGGUUUCUCAUGCCCCAGGUAUGGUGCCCUCACAGAUUGAUGUGCUGCAGCUCAGGUGCCUGCGGCGCAUAGUUUUGCCAUUUCGGCACCACGCCCAGAUCCGCGAGCCCUUCAUCCCGGUGGGGAGCCUGUGCGUUGGGGUGGUCGGCUUGUACGCCUCUUGAAACCUCGCGUGACCAGACACCCUCGUCAGACUCAUAGGGCUGUCGACACAUCUCCCAGACACGGGAAACUCAGCCCUGGGCACUGGUAUGGAGCCCCCCGCUCCCAGAGCCACCUGGGAGACUCCCCUGUGCCCCCCUCCGAAGGCUCCAGAAGCCCCAGUGCGCCUUCAGUGCCCACCGCCAACAUUGCCACACGGCUUCUGUAGGAUUGGUUCUGGUUCUGGUCGUGUGGCGGCAUUGUUAUUAGGUAGUCUUCAUAAUGCAAGCGUGCAUUCCAAUAGCCGCGACCAAGAUCAGGAAUAGUUUUGGUCGCGGUCGCGGACUGGCAUGUUUAUUGAGCUAUUGCAAUAAUGUGCCCCGACCGCGCCCUGCCCGAGACUAAGACUGGUAUUGGUCACUGUCUCCCGGCGGCAUUAUCCUGAUAGUGCACCCCGACCGCGACCAGAGUCUGGCAACACAGAGUUGGCUUAAUUUACUUUGGCGGUGAAGCCUGCCCAGCAAGGGGGGGGUUAGUGGAACAGAGGGGCGCGUCUAGCACCA
Molecule: messenger RNA, 2171 nt
Organism: Prorocentrum cordatum
Lineage: Eukaryota; Dinophyceae; Prorocentrales; Prorocentraceae
Source: the annotation of a GenBank genome assembly